Messenger RNA from Punica granatum (pomegranate), 1570 nucleotides. Lineage: Eukaryota; Viridiplantae; Streptophyta; Magnoliopsida; Myrtales; Lythraceae. The record is from RefSeq and is a predicted model, not a curated record.
CCCUCGCGCUCGCUCUCUCUUCGCUUCUCGCAUCAUUCGGUCGCCGUCUGCUCGGCCCUUCACAGCCUCAGGUCGAUUGAGAGAGAGAGAGAGAGAGAGAGAUGUUCCUGUGAUAAUGGCGGAGAACUGGCGCGGAGAAUGCUCAAACCCUAACGCUAAAACCCUUGUUCCCGGCAAGCAGGACGAUUCGUCGAAGAAGAACAAGAAGAAGAAGGAGACCGGAAGCCAAUUCGAGUUCUGCACGGUCUGUAAUCUCAAUCACGACCAAGGACAGCGCCACAAGUACUUCCCUAGCCACAAGAAAUCGCUGUCGGCUUGCCUCUCCCGCUUCGAAUCCAAACUUGCCGACGUACGUUUCUUCCUCAGGAACCCUGCCGCUCUUCGUCCCGAGCACGCUUCCCGCAAUCGCUUCUGGUGCAUCUUCUGCGACGUUGAUGUCGAGGAGCUUGGCAGCUCCUUUGCCUGUUAUUAUAACAGUAGCAAUGCCAUUAAUCACCUAUCGAGUGUGGAUCACCUCAAGAGCUUGAAGCAUUUCAUGUGGAAAUAUGGUGGCGGGAUGGAUCGCUUGGAUUCUUUCAGAAUACUGGAUGCUGAUGUUACAAAGUGGCGAAAGAAGUGCGCAACAUUGAAAAAAGAAGCUGCACUAUCUGAAGAUAGAUGUCAUGGACCAUUAUCAGGACUUUCAAAUGAUAUCCACCGAGAACCUAACAUUGGAAUUGUUGAUCAUUUUGAAGAUAAUUAUACUGUUUAUCCUCUUAAAUCGAGCAUCUUAAAUGGUGUUACUCCUUUACAAUACAAUACGAAUGAGCAGCAGAUAUUGUAUCCUGAAAUUGCUGGGGGUCCGAAUGCUGGUAGUUUGCCAACUAAGCUUGUCAGUUCUAAUGCAAGUCUGCACUCUGCAGAUGAUUCGAACGGAGUUGAAGGAAACGUGCAUUCAGGAGCAGCACCUCCUUGGCUGGACUCCUCUGAACAUAGUCUAGUGGACUACAAUAUAAAGUCAUUCUCAGUUAACGUUGCUUCUCAUUCAAACAAGCUGGAGAAAUCCCGAAAGUUAAACCCAAAGCGGGUCGGCGCUGCUUGGGCAGAAAAGAGAAAGAUUGAGAUGGAGUUGGAGAAAAGAGGAGAAAUUGCUAAGAAGGAAUGUGAUUCCGGUUGGCUUCCCAACUUUGGCAGGGUCUGGCAAUCAGGAAGUAGGAAGGAAUCCAGAAGAGAAUUUGAGAUGGAGAAACAAACACUCCUGAAGAAAGAAACUGAAUCAGAAAUUUCAAAAGAGAUACAACCUUAUAUAAGCAAACGAAUACGGAAGGAUGCAGCUGAGUGAUGCUCCCCCCUUGGCUGUACAUUUUUUCACUAAACUGCGCGACGUUUUAGUUUGGCGAAUAUAGGUAUGCGCUCUCAUCUAACCUGCUGAGUUUAUUACCAGGCUUCUGCUUUUGACAAGUGCUGAGAGGGAUCAGUUGUUCCUAGGUUUGUGACCUUUGUGGAAGUAUAUAACGGAGCAAUCUCCAUUGAUAUGUAGCUUGCACUUGUCAGUUGGAUAUAUGAAGGGGAGUUGUCUCUUGCAAUCUAA